Ochotona princeps (American pika) is the source of this 1816-nucleotide messenger RNA. RefSeq names its product alcohol dehydrogenase 1-like. The transcript is spliced from 9 exons. The record is from RefSeq and is a predicted model, not a curated record. Gene Ontology annotation, cellular component: cytosol. Gene Ontology annotation, molecular function: all-trans-retinol dehydrogenase (NAD+) activity; zinc ion binding. Bases 34 to 1158 code for a protein of 374 amino acids. Gene Ontology annotation, biological process: retinol metabolic process; retinoic acid metabolic process. NCBI's taxonomy places the organism in Eukaryota, Metazoa, Chordata, Mammalia, Lagomorpha, Ochotonidae.
AGUUUCCUGGUCUGCAGAGAACUCAGAAUCAACAUGAGCACAGCAGGAAAAGUAAUCAAAUGCAAAGCAGCUGUGCUAUGGGAGCGAAACAAGCCCUUUUCCAUCGAGGAGGUGGAGGUCGCACCACCUAAGGCCCAUGAAGUUCGUAUUAAGAUGGUGGCCACGGGAAUCUGUCGCUCAGACGACCACGUGGUUAGUGGAAGCAUUGUCUCGCCUCUCCCUAUUAUUCUAGGCCACGAGGCAGCCGGCAUUGUGGAGAGCAUAGGCGAAGGGGUGACAACCGUAAAACCAGGUGAUAAAGUCAUCCCGCUCUUUACUCCCCAGUGUGGAAAAUGUAGAAUUUGUAAACAUCCGGAGAGCAAUUUCUGCAUGAAAAAUGAUUUGGCCCAGCGGGGGACACUGAUUGAUGGUACCAGCAGGUUCACCUGCAAGGGAAAGCCUGUCCAUCACUUUCUGGGCACCAGCACCUUCUCCCAGUACACAGUGGCGGAUGAGAUUUCAGUAGCCAAAAUUGAUGCAGCUGCACCACUGGAGAAAGUCUGCCUCAUUGGCUGCGGAUUUUCCACUGGGUAUGGGUCGGCAGUCAAAGUUGCCAAGGUCACCCCAGGGUCGACCUGUGCUGUGUUUGGUCUGGGAGGAGUUGGCCUCUCUGUUAUUAUGGGCUGUAAAGCAGCUGGGGCAGCCAGGAUCAUCGGGGUGGACAUCAACAAAGACAAGUUUCCAAAGGCCAAAGAGGUCGGUGCCACUGAAUGCAUUAACCCUCAAGACUAUAAGAAGCCCAUCCACGAAGUGAUACAGGAAAUGAGCGACGGAGGUGUGGACUUCUCAUUUGAAGUGAUUGGUCGGCUUGACACCGUGACUGCUGCCCUGUUAUGCUGUCAUGGGUCAUGUGGCACAAGUGUUGUCGUAGGGGUACCCCCAGAUUCACAAAGCCUCACAGUGAACCCUGCGCUACUACUGACAGGACGCACCUGGAAAGGAGCAGUUUUUGGUGGCUUUAAGAGUAAGGACUCUGUUCCCAAACUCGUAGCUGAUUUUAUGGCUAACAAGUUCCAACUGGAUCCACUAAUAACCAAAGUUUUACCCUUUGAAAAAAUAAAUGAAGGAUUUGACCUGCUUCGUGCUGGAAAGAGUAUUCGUACCAUCCUGACAUUUUGAGAUCACACAAAUGCCUUCCUUGGACGCAGUCCUCUGAUUCCUGUGCUCUACAUCACCUGCAAGACAAGCCACACAUCAUUGCCUGUACUUCUUCUUUCUGUGAGAUGCCCCAAUAAACGAGAUGUGAAAGCUCUACCAAAAAGCUGAUGUGAAGUAAUUUUUCAAGCACUUGCUUAAGUCUUACUGAGAUCUGGGUAGGAUAUUGAACAUAAUCUGGGAAAUAGGAGGCCAGUAACUGAGCCUUUGUAGUCAUUCUACACAUGCCAUCUUUCCCACUGAGGAAAGACAUUUCCUGAGCUGUUCUGAAUUUUUGCAUCUCUGCAAUACUUAAUCAUUGACCCCUAGUGGACAGGAUCAUUCAUUUCUCCUAAAAUAUACAUGAUAGACUAUUGUACAUGGGCCUUCAACCCCUUUGGGAAGCCAUGCAGUUGGGACAGAUGGAGUGAGGCUGUGACUAGCACCACUCCUCAGUUAGCAAGGCUACAAGGAGAUUCUGGCUACGUGGCAAGAUCCGGCAGAAUGUCUCUAAUCACCUCAUUGCUGCCUCAUCCCAUUGAAUGGACACUCGAUGACUUCUCUAAUAUUUCAUACAAUACUGCUGAGGCUGUUGUUUCUGUUUUUCUGCAAAUGUGCAAUGAUUCCUGUAACUGGUAUAACA